Molecule: messenger RNA, 1179 nt
Organism: Trichomonas vaginalis G3
Lineage: Eukaryota; Parabasalia; Trichomonadida; Trichomonadidae
Product: ATP binding
Exons: 1
Coding region: 1-1179 (392 amino acids)
Biological process (GO): cellular response to unfolded protein; protein refolding
Cellular component (GO): cytoplasm
Molecular function (GO): ATP binding; ATP-dependent protein folding chaperone; misfolded protein binding
Source: RefSeq, a predicted model, not a curated record
AUGCUUAGCAUUGAUCUUGGUAUAUCUAAUAUAAUUGUCUGCACAGUUGCAGGUAAUAGAAUAGGAAUGAAUGAUAUACAAUACCUCCCAUCCUAUGUUAUGAUUGGAGAAGAUGGUUCAGUAACAUGUGGAGCUGCCGCUAAAGAUAAGAUUGCUUACAAUCCUUCAAGAGUAAUUUUCGGAGCUAAACGUUUGAUCGGUCAUAAAUAUCACGAUCGUUCAGUUCAAGAACUUUUGGAGAAUGUUGAUUUCGAAAUUCAGGCUUACGAAGAUGAUAACCCAAUAAUUGUAGUUGAUGGCAAGAAAUACAUGCCUGAAGAAAUCAUCAGUUUCUUGUUAGAACAUGUAAAGGAAACAUGCAAGAACACUGCAGGAAAUGUAAUUGCAGACUGUGUCAGUACAGUUCCUGCUAACUUCAACGACGCACAACGAAAUGCUACCAUAGCUGCUGCAAGAAUGGCUAACUUAAAUGUCCACAAGUUGCUCAGCGAGCCAACAGCUGCCGCCAUCGCCUACUGCAGCUUCGAACGAAGGAAUCAAAUCCAUUUGUUAGUUUUCGACUUUGGUGCUAGUAAACUCGAUGUUUCAAUCGUUUACGUUGAUGGCCAAGUAUUCAAUGUCAAGGCUAUCGCUACUAACUCAAACUUAGGAGGCGCAAAUAUAGAUAAUAUCAUCGUUGAUUAUUGCAUUGAACAAUUCAAGAAGAAUCACUCCGAUUUUAAUCCAAAGGAUCCAAAAAACAGAAAUGUCAUGGCAUGUCUGCUUAAAGCAGCUGAAGAAGCAAAGAUGGUACUUAGUUCCCUAUAUGUGACAGAUUUUACCAUUCCAAAUUUUUAUGAUUGUGAAGUUUUGGAUGUCAAACUUAGAAGAAAUACGUUCCACAACUUGAUUGAACCGAUUCUUGACGAAAUCCCAAUUCAAAUUCAUUCUGCCCUCAAAGCAGCUGGUCUCAAACCACAUGACAUCGAUGAUUUAUUGCUUGUCGGUGGUUCCAGCCUGAUCCCGGAUGUUAAAGAGAAAAUUGAAGAAAUCUUCCCAGAAAAGAUCCACUCCAUCUUACAACCAUUUGAAGCUAUAUCUCGUGGUGCAGCCACAAUUUGCUGGUUGUUCUUGAAUAAUCAAAUCCCAAACUUCGAUGUUAUCAGAGAAAAUAUCGGCCAAAUAGUUGAGUCACCAUGA